AUGCCCAUUUAUGUUAAUUUAUUCUUCCUUUUCUUCUACCUUUUAUUCUUACCCCACUUUCUUUUCACCUUUCUUUCCUCACACCCCUGCUUCUACAUCUGCUUUCUUAUAUCUUUUCUUCUCUUUAUCUCCUUUCCUAAUAAUUCCGACACUGAUGAUUGUUGGUUUGAUCUUUUUCGUUAUCUAUCUAUCUAUCUAUCAACGUAUGAUCAUAUCUAUCAAUCAAUCUAUCACAGUAUGUUCAUAUCUAUCUAUCUAUCUAUCUAUCUAUCUAUCUAUCUAUUACAGUAUGUUCAUAUCUAUCUAUCUAUCAUAUCUAUCUAUCUAUCUAUCUAUCUAUCAAAGUAUGAUCAUAUCUAUCAAUCAAUCUAUCUAUCUAUCUAUCUACCUAUCUAUUACAGUAUGUUAAUAUCUAUCUAUCUAUCUAUCUAUCUAUCUAUCUAUCUAUCUAUCUAUCUAUCUAUCUAUCUAUCUAUCUAUCUAUCUAUCUAUCUAUCUAUCUAUGCCAUUCUGUUCGGUAUCAAUGACUUUCCGUAA
Molecule: messenger RNA, 537 nt
Organism: Acanthosepion pharaonis
Lineage: Eukaryota; Metazoa; Mollusca; Cephalopoda; Sepiida; Sepiidae
Source: the annotation of a GenBank genome assembly